Molecule: messenger RNA, 381 nt
Organism: Hirsutella rhossiliensis
Lineage: Eukaryota; Fungi; Ascomycota; Sordariomycetes; Hypocreales; Ophiocordycipitaceae
Exons: 1
Coding region: 1-381 (126 amino acids)
Source: RefSeq, a predicted model, not a curated record
AUGCCUAUCUAUGUGCGUCCACCGUCCCGGCCUCGCCUGGUCUCCACGUGCGACCUGCUACCCCAGCUUUGCCAAAGCGACCCUUCCAUCGCCGUGCUCUCUUUGCGCACUCCAGCGAAUCCUGGCCACUGCCGACCUCCGGCACAUGGAGAUGGCCGCGACAACCGCCUGCCGCACACUUCAAACCAUACUCUUCAGCCCUUCCAACACCAUCCUACCAACCUUGCGCAUCAGUUCACCAUCAAUAUCCGCCAAUCCGCCUCGUCGAGCAACAGCCACAAGGCUGCCGGCGAUAACAUGUCCAUGACGUCCCUCAUGCAGCCGGACUACCCUUCUAGAUUUGCUCCCUCGCCAGCACCAAUGUCGCAUCAACGGCCUUAA